AGAGGGAGUAAACAGAAAAGGCUUUGAGCUUAUUUUCCCCCUUUCUCUCAUUCCGUGAGGAUGGAGCUGGAUAUCUAGACAGAACAGCCGGAGCCUACAGAGUUCCUACUGAGCCCCCAAAUCAAGACCACAUCAAGACUCCCCGACUCUGUCUGUCACAGCAGAGCACAGCAUGAAGCUCUGGGUUGUGCUUUGCAUGGCGCUGCUCUGGGUGGAGCUCCAAAACGGUGCCUGCCAGCAGGUCAAGCGGAGAAAAGAUGUCGGAGAGAACCGCAUACGCCCGGGGGGGAAGCGGUUCAAGGCGCGGCCGACCAAACCAAAAGACGGAGGAGUGAAAGUCCAGUCCCUGCUGACCCAGGUGCUAGAUAAGGGCCGCUUUCUGCGCCUGGGCCCGAGCAUCACCAUGACCCCCGGGAGGAGCAUGGAGCUGCGCUGCAAAGGCAAUUCCAUCGGAUGGUCGUACCCGGCCUACCUGGACACCUUCAAUGACUCGCGCCUCAGCAUCAAGCCCAGCGACAAGUACAGCCAGCUGAUCCUGACAUCGCCCUCUGCUGCCGACACGGGGCCCUACAGCUGCUGGGUGAUCGUGUGUGACGGCCCGGAGUGCGAGAGGGACCACGAUCGCACCUACGCCUCAUACAUCUAUUUCACGGACAAAGACAACUUCUUCGUCCCCUCGCCCGUCCACUUUGAGAUUGUGUACCUGCGUCCGGACCGGCCCGCCGUGGUGCCGUGCCGCGUGACCAACCCGCAGGCCAAGGUGUCCCUGCACAGAGAAGUCCCUCCGGAGGAGAUCCUAGCCAACGGGACGCAGCUGACCUACGACCCCACCAAAGGGUUUGUCCUGCAGAACCCCAGCCCGGAGCACCAGGGGGUCUUCUACUGCCGGGCCGUGACCAAAGGCACCCCUCAGAUCUCCAGCAAGUACCAGCUGCUCUACGUGGAGGUGCCGAGUGGGCCACCGUUUGUGAGUCUUGACGCCUCUCCAAAGUCAGUGGGAGGAGGAGACAGCAUCAAUGUCACUUGCACGGUGUUGGGGGAGCCAGAGGUGGACGUGAGCUUCACCUGGUUUUAUCCUGGUCAGGGCCGUCGCCCGGUUCACAUCCAGACUUCCUGGAGGCUGGUGGACAGAGGAAUGAGCCACACCACGCGGAUCACCCGCAGCGUCUUGACUCUGGAAGACAUGGAGACAAUUGACUUUGGAAACUACAUCUGCAAAGCCAAGAACCAGAACGGGGAGACCAUCGUAGCGACCACCAUUGUCUCAAAAUAGCCUCGGCAACGGGGCCCGUUGCUGAGAUGUACCUGGAAUACAGCAGCAACAGAGAGGAAAUAGACACGUAUAGACGGACAAAUGGGUGUUUUUAGAUUGCACAUUGUGAUAACAUUAAGGAUUUGCUACAUUCUCAGACUGGACCUUUCCUGUGUGUUUGCAGCUGAUGGGCUGACAUGACUGUACAUGUCUGCAUUAAAAAAAAAAAAAAGAAUUAUGCAUGAGGUCAAACAGAAGUGUUUAGAAUGUUUUACUCAUUUGAGAGGAUGAUAUGGAGGACAAUGAGCCCACAUAUGAAUGCAAUGGGUCUGAAGGAGUGCAGCGCUUGGGGACGUUUGACAACAUGCUUCAUGCGCUGCAGGUUUCAGAGCUCAUCUUAACUCUGCAACAUUCGAAUGGAGACGCAUUAGAAACAAUAGCAGCGGCCAUCGGACACUCGCUGCCGCUGUGCAGCAUGUUGUCAAAGAGCAAGCGGAAAAUCUGGUUUAGAACUGAGCGGGUGGCAGGACGGCGUCCUAAUGUGCUCCAGAUGAGGAAUGUGGUCUGCAGCCACACAACGCAUUCUGGUCCAAUGCAACACUUGCUGCAGUUUUCCACUUUGCUGAGUAGUUACUUUGUUGUUUUGAUUUUGGAAUAAGCUUCAGCUUCAAAUAAAAAGCAAGGAUAUUUGAUA
Molecule: messenger RNA, 1946 nt
Organism: Gasterosteus aculeatus aculeatus (three-spined stickleback)
Lineage: Eukaryota; Metazoa; Chordata; Actinopteri; Perciformes; Gasterosteidae
Gene: pdgfrl
Product: platelet-derived growth factor receptor-like
Source: RefSeq, a predicted model, not a curated record